Molecule: messenger RNA, 750 nt
Organism: Thyridium curvatum
Lineage: Eukaryota; Fungi; Ascomycota; Sordariomycetes; Thyridiales; Thyridiaceae
Exons: 2
Coding region: 1-750 (249 amino acids)
Biological process (GO): riboflavin biosynthetic process
Molecular function (GO): riboflavin synthase activity
Source: RefSeq, a predicted model, not a curated record
AUGUUCACCGGAAUCGUAGAGGAGAUCGGAGUCGUCUCCGAGCUCAACAAAAACGACUCGACGGGCGGCACAUCCCUGACCGUGACCCUGCCCGCCGGCUCGCAGCUCCUCUCCGACUGCCACGAGGGCGACUCGAUCGCCGUCAACGGCGUCUGCCUCACCGUCGUCACCUUCUCCCACAGCGACGCCUCGGGGGGUGCGCCGUCCCGGUUCACGGUGGGCAUCGCCCCCGAGACCCUGCGCCUCACGGACCUGGGCGACCUGCGCGCCUCGUCGCGCGUCAACCUCGAGCGCGCCGUGCGCGCCGACACCCGCAUGGGCGGGCACUUUGUGCAGGGCCACGUCGACACGACCUGCGUCGUGACGCGGCGGGAGCCCGACGGCAACGCGCUGACGAUGCGCUUCCGGCCGCGCGACCGGGCCGUGCUGCGGUACGUCGUCAAGAAGGGCUUCAUCGCGCUCGACGGGACGAGCCUGACGGUCACGGCCGUCGACGACGACGACGACGGCGGGGACGAGGGCGGCGAGGGCGAGGGCGGCUGGUGGGAGGUCAUGCUCAUCUCGUACACGCAGGGCAAGGUCGUGCUCGCGGACAAGGCCGUCGGCGACACGGUCAACGUCGAGGUCGACGUGCUGGCCAAGUACGCCGAGAAGAGCAUGAGCGGCAUCGUGGGCAGCCUGACGGGCGAGGGCGGGCUGGAGCAGAUGAUUGGCAAGAUUGUGAGGCAGGGGCUGGGUGGGAAGCCCUGA